Messenger RNA from Trichoplax adhaerens, 792 nucleotides. RefSeq lists its product as uncharacterized. The transcript has a single exon. The record is from RefSeq and is a predicted model, not a curated record. The annotation marks the transcript as partial. Lineage: Eukaryota; Metazoa; Placozoa; Uniplacotomia; Trichoplacea; Trichoplacidae.
GAAUCAAACUUUCUAGAAGUACCCCCUAUGUCAGAAUCUGAAGCCAGCAUCGUUUUUGAUAUAUGGAUGAAUACCAAAGCACGACGCCAAGUUGGUAGUGAUCAAAUAAAUGCGAUUAUGCGUACUUUCUCCAAAUGUCCUAAACCACUUUUUCUCAAGUUAAUUUACGAAAGAUCAUGUAAAUGGCAUUCAUAUUCUAAAGGUGACGUAACAUUUUUAGCCUCAACCUUAGAAGAAAUUGUUGAACAACAUUUCGAAACUUUAGAACAAAAACAUGGAAAAGUUUUAGUUAGCUCUGCUUACGGAUAUAUUACAGCCUCACGCUAUGGUUUAACAGAGUCUGAAAUAGAAGAUCUCUUAUCAUCAGAUAACGACGUUAUUACCGCUAUCUAUGAUAAAAAUGUCCCGACAGUUGCACGUAUUCCACCGAUCACAUGGAUCCGAUUACGAGCUGAUGCUGGUAGCUACUUAAGCUUGUAUACCGCCAAUCGAUGUCGUGUACUCAAAUGGUUUCAUCGAUUUAUUGAUGAAUGCGCCGCAAGGCGAUAUCUAUCUUCAGAACAACAACGUAAAAAUAAUUACACUGCCCUAAGUGACUAUUUUCGCGGUACUUGGAGUAAUAAUCGGAAAAAGCCUUGUAAGAAUACAAGUGUGGACAGGUUAUUACCUCCUCAACCACUAAUAUAUAGCACCAAGGAAGGAAAUAGGCCAAUAUACAAUUUCCGUAAAUUGGCUGAACUACCUUAUCACUUACUUCGUGCAGGUAACAACUAUCGUAAAAAUGUACCAUAA